Sinocyclocheilus anshuiensis is the source of this 1342-nucleotide messenger RNA. RefSeq names its product L-lactate dehydrogenase B-B chain-like. Gene Ontology annotation, molecular function: L-lactate dehydrogenase (NAD+) activity. Gene Ontology annotation, cellular component: cytoplasm. Gene Ontology annotation, biological process: lactate metabolic process; pyruvate metabolic process. The transcript is spliced from 8 exons. NCBI's taxonomy places the organism in Eukaryota, Metazoa, Chordata, Actinopteri, Cypriniformes, Cyprinidae. The record is from RefSeq and is a predicted model, not a curated record.
ACACCAGCAGCAGCAGAUAAACCGAAGCAGGUCGCUGCAUUACAGCAGAUUUCUUCUGACGCUUACUGUGUGGUUGACUGAGAAGCAUCUGUGUGCAGUGUUGAGCAUGGCGUCGGUUCUGCAGAAGCUCAUCACUCCUCUGUCUAGUGGGCCGCUUGAGCCGCCGAGGAGCAAAGUGACGGUGGUGGGUGUGGGACAGGUCGGCAUGGCCUGCGCCGUCAGCGUUCUGCUGCGGGAGCUGGCGGAUGAGCUGGCGCUGGUGGACGUUAUAGAGGACAAACUCAAGGGCGAGAUGAUGGACUUGCAGCACGGAAGCCUCUUCCUAAAGACGCCCAAGAUCGUCUCGGGCAAAGAUUACUCUGUGACGGCUAACUCUCGUAUCGUGGUGGUGACGGCAGGCGUGCGUCAGCAGGAGGGCGAGAGCAGACUGAAUCUGGUGCAGAGAAACGUCAACAUCUUCAAACACAUCAUCCCGCAGAUCGUCAGAUACAGUCCCAACUGCAUCCUCAUCGUCGUGUCCAACCCAGUGGACGUAUUGACAUACGUGACCUGGAAGCUGAGCGGCCUGCCCAAGCACCGCGUCAUCGGCAGCGGGACCAACCUGGACUCAGCUCGCUUUCGGUAUCUGAUGGCCGAGAGGUUGGGCAUCCAUCCCAGCAGCUUCAACGGAUGGAUUCUGGGAGAACAUGGCGACUCCAGCGGUGAGACAAGCCAGACAAAUAUAUAUAAUAUCAAUUAUGAAUAAUUUUUUUUAUAAAAAAAUAUUAUUAAAAUAGACACGGACCGAGAGAACUGGAACGAAACACACAAGAAAGUCGUGGACAGCGCCUAUGAGGUGAUCCGACUGAAGGGCUACACUAACUGGGCCAUCGGGCUGAGUGUGGCCGACCUGACAGAGAGUUUCAUGAAGAACCUCAACCGAGUCCAUCCCGUUUCCACCAUGGUGAAGGGUAUGUACGGCAUCAGUGACGAGGUGUACCUGAGCCUGCCGUGCGUGUUGAACAGCGCUGGAGUGGGCAGCGUGGUCAACAUGAGCCUGACCAGCGACGAGGUCUCGCAGCUGAAGAAGAGCGCAGAUAUGCUGUGGCACAUCCAGAAAGACCUGAAAGACCUGUAACGCUGACUCGCAACCAAUGGAUAUUAUUCACAGCUUCGAAUGUUUGAUUGCUGCUAUGACAAGAAAUCCAUGCCUAAGAUUUUUCUUUUAACAUCCUAGUUGUAUUAUGUUCUUGAAAUCAUCUUUCAAAUGAUUUAGGGGUUUGAAUUUACGUAUAUAAAGGAGUAGUUCACCCAAAAAUGCAAUUUGCUGAAUAUUUACUCACCUUCAGGCCAUCCAAGAUGU